Molecule: messenger RNA, 3984 nt
Organism: Aspergillus japonicus CBS 114.51
Lineage: Eukaryota; Fungi; Ascomycota; Eurotiomycetes; Eurotiales; Aspergillaceae
Product: RanBP1 domain protein
Exons: 3
Coding region: 1-3984 (1327 amino acids)
Biological process (GO): intracellular transport
Source: RefSeq, a predicted model, not a curated record
AUGAACAACACACCGGAAGAAAAGCCACAGCGGGCAACUGCCGCGCAGCUGGCGGCCAGAAAAAUUCGACCCAUGCGCUCUAGACGCCAAACACCCGCAGGCAACGCGAGUGCACCUGCCCCGACGUUUGGUGGCGCCUUCAAUUCCAUCGACUCCAACACAGCAUCCUCCCCAAUGGCGAGCUCGCAACCCCCAUCUACGGGAUUCACAUUUGGACAGAACCAAAGUUUUCCGGGUGCGAACUCGACGCCUAGCCAGUCCACGCAAAGUGGUUCGACCCCCUUCUCUUUUGGUGCAAGCACCACAAGUAGUGCAGCGCCGUCUUCUUUCAGCUUCUCAUCAUCAUUCGGUGGCCCUCAAGCAAACAAUCCUUUCGCAAGCAUGAACACCGCCAGUAAUAGUCAGCAGCCAUCUCAGCAGCCGUCUCAGCAGUCAGGAGGUUUCUCAGGGUUCCCAGGCUCUAUCUUUAGCGCUCCUCCAGCUGGCAACCAGUCUGCCGCUCAGCAACAGCAACCCUUGCCUUCUGGCUCACUUUUCGGAGCCGGUGGCGCACAGAGUAACACCGGAGGUCUUUUCGGCGCAAGCAACAGUGCUGGUUCCUCUACGCAAAACGGAACUGCAACCCCUACCACAACCAAUAUUUUCGGUCAGAGCACUACCGCUUCUGCACCUUCCAAUGGCAUAUUUGGCCAAUCCAGUGCAGCCAAGCCCUCCAUCUUUGGCCAGCCGAAUUCAUUUGGAGGAUCGGACUCAAUGCAUACCUCUCCAGACGCUAAAUCAGUCACCAGCCAGAAGUCAUCUUUCCCUAGUUCAACUGUGGGUUCAACGUCUAGCUCGCCGGCUCCCUCCAAGGACGACAGCACCAAGAACGACAGCAAGCCACUUUUUGGCGGCGCUUUCACUGGCGCAUCGACGUCGUCUAGCGAAUCCCCAGCGAAGUUUUUGUUUGGAGCCAAGCCGACCGAGCAGACUCCUGCUUCUGCCCCUAUUUUUGGCGCCACUCCCACUCAAACCACGGCCGCUUCUACAGCUUCGAAGCCAGCACCAGCGCCUGCUGCUACGAACCCUCCGUUCUCUGGCCUGUUCGGCGCUGCGCCUUCAGCUAGUCCGGCAACUCCCUUCCAAAACCCUUUCCAGUCUUCAAACCUUUUCUCAGGUGCACCUUCCAGCACACAGAAGCCAUCCGAAGAGAAGAAGGAUCAGGAGCCGAAACCUGCAGAUAAACCGAAGAACCCGUUUCAAUUCAAUUCGUCGACGACUACGGCGCCCUCAUUGUUUUCGAGUGCUGGCGCCAGCUCCCCAGCUCCGGCUUCUUCGACUGAAUCUUCUCAACCCUCAUCAACCGGAAACCUUUUCGCGCCGAAGACGACAGCAUCUUCAGACCAAGAAAAGCCAAAGGCGGCAGUAUCAAAUCCUUUCGGUAAUCUGUUCAAUGCACCGAAGCCUGCGACCUCGAACGAGCCGGUGCCUGAGCAAAAGCCAGCACCCGCAAACCCCUUUGGCAAUAUAUUCUCCCCCAAGCCCACCGAGACACCUAAAUCCAGUCAAGCCGAGAAGCCAGCCAAUCCCCCGGCGCUUUUCUCAUCUCCUGCCGCAGCUACCUCGCCCUCUAAUCCUAGUAUCUUCACUCCGAAGCCGGCAGCCCCAACUCCCGCCGCGGCACCUCAAAGUCUGUUCAAGGUCAACGGAGAGAAGCCAGCCGCGCCAGCUACAGGCAGUCAGUUGUCCAAGCCCUCCAACUUUAAGGAUCUGGGAUCUCCCAAGGUUGCAGGAGCUGUGGAUAACGACGUCAAGGCUGACGUCGAAACGGUUCAUCGUCUUCGUACGUUGAAUGAAUGCUUCAAGCGCGAGGUGGCCAAUGCCGACCCAUCUGGCAAGGACUUUGAUGCAAUCCUGCAGUUCUAUCUGCGGGUUCGUGAUACCAUUGGAAUGCCUGUUGCCACUAAGCGCAAGGCCGCAGACGAUCUUCCCAAUGGCGUUGUAUCCAAGAAGGUGAAAUCCGGUACUCCCAUCGAUGCAGAUAUUCCCAACAAAGCUGCUACACCCAGUGUUGGGAAUACAUUUGGGACAGCUCAGGAUGUGUCUCCCAGCAGCAAAAAAAGAAGAUCGAUUGACGAUGGCGAAGUUAAUGGCACCCCUAAACGUGUCAACGGCGAUUCGACCACUGCCAACAUCUUCGCACAGUCAUUUUCCAAAUCGAAGACCACUGAGUCCGACGAUGGGUCAAUCCACAAGGAAACCCCUUCGAAACCAUCCACUCCAACAGCCAAGCCUGCGUUGUUCUCUUCGACACCGGCGACGGAGCCAGCCAAGCCACAACUGUCAUUUUCGAGUUCAAUCACGCAAGGUUCGACCUCUACCUCGCUAUUCUCAUCCUCAAUGUCAAGUGCGGCAACAACAUCCAGUGCGUCCAGCGGAACCGCACCAAAGAAUCCCUUUGUCCUCAAGCCUCUGGGCAACCAGGAAAAUGGAACCUCUACAAGCUCCAUGCCCGCUCCCCCCAAGUUCAGUGCCCCAGCUGGCGGUAACUUUUUCGCCCAAUUCAAGGCCCAGUCUGAGAAGGAUGCCGAGAAAGAGAAGGCUAAGCGCAAAGCAGAGGACUUCGAUUCCGACGAGGAGGAUGAAGCUGAGUGGGAGCGCAAAGAUGCUGAACAACAGCGCAAGAAACAAGAAGAGCAUGCCGCUCGAGGCAAGAAGCAUGCUAAAUUUGUCCCUGGCAAAGGAUUUGUUUUCGAGGACGAGGCUAAUGAGCCCGAGAAGACCGGAGAAGGUGCUGUUGCAGCUACCUCUGGUGCUUCUGUCUUUGACAACCAAGAAAAGUCUGCACUUAAGUCCAGCAACAUCUUUGGACAUCUGUCAGCUACUCCCUCUGAAGCCGAUGACAAUGUCGAUGACGAGGACAAUAACACAGAAGCGGCAUCAGACGUAGGGGAUGAUCAGGAGGACGCGGCGAAGACUUCGACCAGUGACUUUGCCUCUAACGCCGCAGAUUCUCCUGCACUCAGCAGCGAGGACGCAUCGGGUAGCCGAAGCUUAUUCGACCGUGUCUCCGAACCUAAGCGUCAAGCCGAUGAAGAACAGAAGAACCCUGUUUCUACACUAUUUGGCUCCUCAAAAUUCUCCUCAUCCCUCAACACGCCAGUUUCGUCCACACAAAGUGGCACAUCUGACUCCGAGAAGUCUGCACUCAAGCCUGCGACAAGCAAUCUUUUCGGAUCCGCAAAUACCGGAUCCAGCAUUUUUAGUUCUGCUGGCUCUAGCCCAGGCGGCGCAACUCCAUCCAUCUUUUCGAAGCCGUCUGGAGACAAUACCUGGAAACCUGACUCUCCUAUCAAGUUCGCAGCAAGCCCUUCUGCUUCGGGAUCUGCAACCCCGGCGGCAUCUGAAGCCCCUAAACCAUUUUCUUCUCUCUUCGGUGCCCCGUCAUCUUUGAACAAGGCUGGGUCUGGCAGUACACAACCUUCGACUGGCUUUUCUUUUGGGAAUCCGUCCCUCCAGGCGCCCUCCGUGCUAGGUUCGUCAGCUCUUGGGUCGGCUACGACUAGCCGCCAGUCCACCCCUGGUGUCGCUUCCGACACUGGAGCGGAAGAGUCCGGUGAUGGAGAUGCAGCGGAAAACCUACCCCAGGCCGAUCUCCGCACUGGAGCCGGAGAAGAGGACGAAGAUGUUGUUCUGGAGAACCGAGCUCGCGCAAUGAAGCAUAACAAAGCCGAUAGCUCCUGGGAGAGUCAGGGUGUUGGAUUCAUCCGCGUCUUGAAGCAUCGGACCACCUCCCGAGGUCGCAUUCUUGUCAGAGCCGACCCGAGCGGAAAUGUUGUACUCAACACAUACCUUGUCGACGCUAUCUCAUACAAAGCAUCCGGCAACAGUGUCCAAUUUAUGGUCCCCCAAGCCGAAGGACCGCCGGUCUUGUGGGCCCUACGGGUUAAGACGAAGGACGAUGCAGAACGUCUCAGCAAGGCGAUGGAGGAGACUAAAUCUUAG